Molecule: messenger RNA, 1128 nt
Organism: Cannabis sativa
Lineage: Eukaryota; Viridiplantae; Streptophyta; Magnoliopsida; Rosales; Cannabaceae
Product: probable peroxygenase 3
Exons: 6
Coding region: 157-885 (242 amino acids)
Molecular function (GO): calcium ion binding; monooxygenase activity
Source: RefSeq, a predicted model, not a curated record
UUAUUUUAUGUAUUUGAAAAACAAAUAAAAAACAUGUUUUGGUAGUUGAGUAUAGCAUAUUUAUAAUUUAUAUAUAUAUAGGGAGAGGGAGAGAGAGAACAAAUAAGAAAGAUAAAAGAGAGGAAGAAUAGAGUAGUGAGUGGGAAAUCAGAGAGCAUGGAAACUAAUAAUAAUAAUAAGAACAAUGAAGCAUUGGCAACUGAAGCUCCAUUAGCACCAAUAACUUCUCAAAGAAAAGUUGUAACUCAUCUAGAAAUUUCACUCCCUAAACCUUAUAUGCCAAGAGCACUUGUGGCUGUAGAUGGAGAGCAUCCAAAUGGAACAGAAGGUCACAAACACAAGAAUAUGAGUGUUCUUCAGCAACAUGCUGCAUACUUUGACCAAGAUCAUAAUGGCAUUGUUUAUCCUUGGGAAUCUUAUGUUGGAAUGCGUGCUGUUGGUCUGAAUCCAAUUGCUUCAUUUUGUUUGGCUAUGCUCAUCAAUUCUGCACUCAGUUAUUCAACUCUUCCAGGAUGGCUACCCAAUCCUUUAUUUCCAGUAUACAUUGAUAACAUUCAUAAAUCCAAGCAUGGUUCCGACUCUGGGGUUUAUGACACAGAAGGAAGGUUUGUUCCAAUGAAUCUUGAGAACAUGUUUAGCAAGUAUGCUCGUACUGUGCCAGACAAAUUGUCACUAAAAGAAAUUUGGGAAAUGACUCAAGGCAACCGAUGUCCAUAUGAUUUUUUUGGCUGGUUAUCAAGUAAGGUGGAAUGGUUGAGUUUAUAUGCAAUUGCAAAAGAUGAAGAGGGUUUUGUGAGCAAAGAAGCUGUGAGACGUCUUUUCGAUGGGAGCUUGUUUGAGUAUUUAGCUAACAAAAAUUUAGGCACUAAUGCUAAGAUGGAAUGAUGUGUACCAAAAUUUAUGUUUAACUAAUUUAGUUGUGGUAUGUAUUUAUAUGGAGUGUGUGAGCCUAGGCUCUUCUGUGGGCAGUGGUGCUUUGGUUAGGGUACAUUAGGGUUUGUGGUUGUUGGACGAUUUUUCUUCAUAUUGUGUUGCUUGUUUUUGGCUAAUUUGGUUUUUUUAUUUUUUGGUUUACUUUGUAAUAAUGUUGUUUAUCACUCUAUUUAUUCUCUUCUUCUUUCCCUUUAA